Molecule: messenger RNA, 4455 nt
Organism: Durusdinium trenchii
Lineage: Eukaryota; Dinophyceae; Suessiales; Symbiodiniaceae
Source: the annotation of a GenBank genome assembly
AUGCCUUCUUCAGCCCACGGUGGCAGUGGGAGCCGCACUAGCUCACCCGGAUGUUCCCCAAAGACUGUUGGAACCUUUGAUUUGGAUGGGGUCCCAGUAGCUUGGGACAAUGAACCUUCGAUCAGAGAGCGCAUCAGGGGGAACAAGAACCUUUGCCUUGCCUAUGAUGAGACAGGUGAGCCCGCCUGUGGAAAGGUUGAUGCAUCCUUGGAGAAUGUGAAGCUGAAUAGUGCCGUUCUGAAACCAAUUCUGGUCAUCAUGGCCUCCUACAACUUGCAACUUCCAUCUAUCGAGGUCUUGAUUUCUGCAGUUGAGCACUUCUUUGUGCUAAGCAAAUUGUCUCGUUCGAUGGAUGCCUGCUACCAGGAGGCAUGGGCAAUUCGCCGCAUGAUCGGAAAGGCCAAAAAGAAUGACUUACCGAAGCUUCCCACCCCAGGACCGUCUGAUUGGCGUCCACUGACUUCACGUGACUCAAACUUGUGCCCACAUGAUGGUGAUCAUGACAGCCAACCACAAGAAGAGGCAAUCCUCAGUCAAAGGUUGGAGUUCCCAGACACCCAAGAUGUUGAGGAACAGCUCGACUCCAUCAUGGACAGUUUGGAGAAAGAGCUUCCUGAAGUGCCUUUACCACCGCCAUCCAUGCCUCAACUCCCAAGUCCUCCGAGGGACCGCGCUGCUGAUGGAGAGGAUGCGCAUCCUGCACCAGUGCCUGGCCAAGCAUCCAGUGGUGGGGAGAAUGGCUCCAAACUGGACCAGGUGGAGGAGAUUGUUGUGGACAUUUCUGACGAUGAAGGAAUGCCAGACAAGCCUGCUGCACCCUUUGCUUUACCGACUAGCAUUGAGUCCGUCAUCAUGCAAGUCCUCCAAGAUCGCUUGGAUCCUAAACCGGAACGAGCCAGCUUUAUGGACCCUAUGUUGCUGCUGUCCGAUUCCAUGCUUCCUUCGGCUGGGCCCUAUGAUGAGACGCAGUUGCCCUGCUCCCCAAACCAGCUUAUGAACAGUGACGUGGCUUUGGAGACCGUGCGGUCUGUGGAGAAGCAUGAUCAGGAGGUCGAGAAUCAGGUGAUGGAAAAUGGUCUUGAUGACGUCAUCAUUCCAGACCAUGAAGUUGUGACAAGGCGGAAGCAAUUCCGCAUGAAGAAGGAUUUGGCUGAACAAAAAAAGAAGAAGAAGCAAGAUAAGAAAGAAGAGAAAGAUAGAAAGAAAGAAGAGAAGGACAAGAAAAAAGCUGAGAAAGCCGCGGCAGCUGAGAAGAAAAAGGCUGACAAGGCUUUGAAACAAAGAGGCCGCAAUUCAAAGGAGAAAGCCAAGGAGCGGCAAAAGAAGCAGCGGAAAGCUAAGAAUGCUGAGCCGGAUCCACAGGCGGCGGCAUCAGCUUCACAGAAUGAUGCAGUGAGGAGUCGAAAGAUGAAAAGACUUAAGAAAAUGUCUUCCUGGCACAAAUCUCACGAGGACUUGGCCGAAGUCGAUGACUCAGCGGCCAAGAAGAAGGAGAAUGGCUCCAAAAAGAAGGAACCUGAGAACCUGCCAAAGGAGAAGAAACAGAAAAAGGCGGUGCCAAAAGAGUCAACAGCAAAGACCAAGACACUGAGCAAGAAGCCAACGAAGAACAAGGGAAUUGCCACUGUGAAGCAAUCUGGGGAAAGGGAUGAGGAGGAGGAGCCAACGGAGAUGAUGCAGCAGAAGGUCCACGGAGGGGAGGUGGAAGAAGGCAGGAUUGAGGGAGACAAGGACAAGACGGAAAGGAAGAAUGAUGCAGCAAGAGUCGAGGAAGAGGAGGUUGAUGACCCGCCGGUUGAUGACGCAAAGGUUGAGAAGAAUAGGAAGCCAAAGAAGCAAAAGAAGGAAGAACCGAAGAAGAACAAGAGUCAGUCAAAGGCCAAGACGGCAGGCAAAAAGAAAGGGAGCUCGACAAAUCCCGUAUCCAGCAGCAAGAAGCGGGCUGCCAAAACACCAGGCGAGCAGCCUGAGAAAAAGGUGAGGAGGUCCAGGGCCUCAAGGGACUCAAAUGAAGGCAUUGAGAAAGAUGCUGCGGUCUCCGACUUGGUACUGCAGACUCUGAAGGAGUGCAAGGCAUCCGAGUGCACGCACCCUUCUUUUGAGAAAGUCCAAGCGAAGCACUCGUAUGUCCAGCCCUACUGGACCCGGAACGCUGCGGGUGUCCUGGUGGAGAGGGAUCUUUUGCCAAACAAGAAAGCGAAGGGCAAGGGCAAAGCGCAGGCAACAGAGCUCGACCAGCAGAAGAAGCCUGAUCCUCUUGGUGAGCACAUGUUGCACUUCUCGAAGGUUCUGAAAGCCUCACAUGAUGCCGCCGUGACUGAUUUCCAAGGUGCAUCGUUGAGGAUCAAGACCAUCUGCGAGAUCGAUGCCUCGGCGGAAGCCAUGGUGACUGGAAGGGAGAAGAUCGGACAAGUAGUGCUGCGCUUGGCAGCCAUGAACGUUCCCAAAGAGCUGACCUUCUUGGAAUUCUUCGCCGGCCAGGGACGGGUAUAUGCCAUCCGCUGGUACAUGGGGCACUACGAUGCAUCCUCGGAGAAGCCGCAGCGCGGGUGGUGUAACAACAAGAAAUUCGACUAUUUGGACCAGGGGCCGUACCGCCGUGGUCCCAAUUCCAAAGCCAAGGCCAAGGCUGCUGCCCAAAAUCUCGUCGUGGUGAAGAAGGAGCCUGCCUCCCCGAAGACAGCACCGACACCACCGCCGGUGCAAGUGGCAGCUGACAUGGUGGAAGUUGAGAAGAAGAAAAAUCUAGAUUUGCUGAAUAGGAUCGCUGAACUGGAGGCACGGUGCCAGGCGAAACAGCAGGAUGCCGAAGAAAAGAAGUCAUCGAAUCUUGAACAGCUUCUCCAGAAGACCUUGUCCCGUGUCACUGAGCUUGAGAACCAGGUGAAGAGUGUAGGCGAGAAGCCACCUGAACCCAAACCUGUUGAGAAGGUAGUACCAACACCUGCACCAGCAUCUGAAGCCGAAGAGCCAGAUGAGAGCUGUGAUGAAGGUGCGGAAUCCGAUGAUGAGGGUAUCACGACACCUUCUGGACAGAAUGUAAAAAUCUCCACAGAUGCUCUACGCAUGCGCACGAGAAGGCUUUGUGAAAAGAAGCCCAGUGGGCGCUGUGCUGUGGAUCCUUCCGUGGCCCAACAGUACAAAGAAGGGGGAGAAGCUAGGGAAGUCUUGGAGAUGGCAUUGUUGGAGUGUUUGGCAAAGCACGGCAUCGGCCGGCAUGCCUAUAAGAAGAUUAAGGACAAGUUCUUGAAGAAGCCUCCAUCUGGCCUUCCUGACAACCAUGUGAACAUCCCAGAUCCAGUGCCAGGAGAGCCGGGUUGCAGGAACAUUCGGGAUGGAGGUGAAAGCAUCAAGUCCGACGAGACGGGACCAUUUAUGGUGUAUCUCGUGUUCCGCUCCUUCCGGGAGAAAUGCUGCGAGAUCAUCAACUUUGCGGCGGCGGACAUGCGAGAUGUGAAAGCAGGCUACUCACUUGACGAGGCCAAGGAUAAGCUGGCCAGCUUCUGGUCAAAGUUUCGAGCAAUUUGCCCUGAACACCAGUUGUGGGCCGACGUGGACUCCAAGAAGAAAGACAUUCACAAAUGUAUACCUUUGUUUCUGCACGGGGACGAGGGUGUCACCUACAAGAAGGGUGGAGUUUUGGUGGUGUCAUUUCAAGGAAAGCCGCUGAAGCGGCUAUGGAAGAAUCUUUUCAUCGUGAAUUGCCUGCCGCGCUGCGGCCGUGACGCGAUGUGUAUCGCCAAAAUUGAUCUCAUUGAGGACAUUACAAAGGCUAUGAUGGUGGCAGAGCGAGAUCGACCCGAGCAGGACUCGCCCAGCGGAGCCCGAGCUCCCGCCGUCCGAGCUCCCGCCGUUGGAGGGCCGGAAGGGCCAAGAGGGCCGCUACGUUCAGCUGGCAUGGAUUGGGAAGGGCCAGAAGGGCAAGCGGUGGUGAUAGCACUCUCAUUCUAUGCCUAUGGCAAUUUUGCAGAGCGCUGGUUGCUGGCUAAAGCGACAUGGAUGAAAGCGACGGCGACAAUCGAGAUCUUCAACCUCACGUACUUCAAACUCAGGAUGAUGAGCGCCGACAAUAUCAGGUCCUCGCAGAAGAUGGUUCGGAGGGGGCAACGGAGCCUGACGAGAGUAGACGAGGACAACGACGGCUGGGAGCCAGAAGCAGGGCCGCGGCAACAACCCCCCUAUAUGGUAUCUCAGCAGAACCAAAUUCUAGAGCUCCGGCAUCAGGGGCUCAGCGGUAUUGUGGACAAUGUGCGGAAGUCGCCUCUGGGCGCAGCUGCACCGCCACCUGUGCCCAGCCCUGCACGGGAGAGUCUGCGGAGCUUUGGCAAUACGGAUCCCUUGCAGCCGCUCAUGGGAAAGAUGCCCAACUGCCUCACAGAGUGUGACUUCGUCCCCGCAGGCGGUCUGAUGGUGACGGAGUGGGAUGAAUGGAAGAUUGUGGAUGGAAGGAUGUGA